AUUUUUAUGGCAGAUUAAAAUUAAUAGCUUGAAUAACUUAAGUAUGCAUUGUGGUUGGCAAUCAUGUAAAGUAUAAUUGAGAUAUUGAUUUUAGAUAAAAAUGAAUAAAUAGUGUAAUUUUUUAAUUCACCAAAAAUUUAAAUAAAUGUUAAUGUAGCAUUAACAAAUUAAGGAAUUACAGCUUUACAUUAGGCAGCAAGCAAUGGAAAUUUGAAUUUAGUAUAAUUUUUAGUAGCAAUUUAGAAGGCAGAUAUAGAUCAAUAAGAUUUGGUAAAUAAAAAAUAAAUAAAUUAGUUUGGAAGAACUCCUCUACAUUUUGCAUGUGCAAUAGGCAAUUUAGCAAUAGUGGAUUAUUUAAUUUAAUCAAAAGCAUCACCUAAUAUUCAAACAAUAGUAUAUUGAUUUAUAAUAAAAGGGAGGUGAGACACCAAUAAUGAAAGCUGCUCAAUUUCAUCAAUCCCAAUUAUUAUAUUACUUAAUUUAAACACAUUCAGAUAAAAUUAAUUGGAAUUUAGUUAAUAAAGUAAUAAUUAAUAAUGAAAGAAAAGUUAGGAUAAAAUGUUUUACAUAUAUUUCGAAUAUCUUGUGUAAAUUCAUUGGAGAAGUAAAAUUAAAUAUUUACGCCAAUAAAUGAUGUAAUGAUUGAAUUAAUGGGAUUGAUAUAAAUGGAAGGACAAUAUAAUAACUAAAAUUAUGAGAAUAAUUAAGUAAAAUGAGAGUAGUUUGAAUGAACAUAUUAAUUAUGUGAUUAUAUAUGCACAUAAAUAAAUAAGAGAG
This is a messenger RNA of Paramecium sonneborni, 777 nucleotides long. NCBI's taxonomy places the organism in Eukaryota, Ciliophora, Oligohymenophorea, Peniculida, Parameciidae. The record is from the annotation of a GenBank genome assembly.